Molecule: messenger RNA, 1224 nt
Organism: Adineta steineri
Lineage: Eukaryota; Metazoa; Rotifera; Eurotatoria; Adinetida; Adinetidae
Source: the annotation of a GenBank genome assembly
AUGAAUAUUUCAUAUUGUAAAUAUUUAAUUAAUCGAUCUAUAUCUUCUAUUAUUAAUCAUAAAGUGAAAGAGCCUCAAUUUGGUCUACUUUUUGAUGUUGAUGGUGUAUUAACACGUGGAAGAAAAUUGUUACCAUAUACACGUGAAGCAUUUCGUAAAUUAGUUAAUUCAACAGGAGAAUUUCGUAUUCCAACUGUUUUUGUUACUAAUGCUAGUAAUGAAUUACAUACAUCAAAAGCAGCUAAACUUACUCAAAUACUUGAAAUACCAAUUUUACCUGAACAAGUUAUUUUAGCACAUAGUCCAUUGAAAAUGUAUACUGAAUUUCAUAAAAAACAUUGUUUAAUUAGUGGACAGGGACCUAUAGCUGAUAUAGCAAAAAAUUUAGGUUUUACAAAAGUAACAACAAUUGAACAAUUAUGUGAUGCUUUUCCAAAUUUAGAUAUGGUAGAUCAUAGAAAAAGACGAGGAUUCCAUUCACCAUUUCGAGAUUACUUUUUACCAAUUGAAGCUGUUGUUCUGUUUGGUGAACCUGUCAGAUGGGAAACUUGUUUGCAGUUAAUAAUUGAUGUUUUAAUGACUAAUGGAAAUCCAUCAUCACCUAUUAUUCGACCACCUAUUACACAUUUACCUAUUCUAGCUACUAAUCCAGAUCUUUUAUGGAUGGAUGAAGCAGCAUUGCCAAGAUUCAGUCAUGGGUCGUUUAUGCAUUGUUUGGAAAGUUUAUAUCAUAAAAUCUCUGGAUAUCCUUUACAAUAUACAACAAUUGUUGGUAAACCAAGUGAGAUCACAUUUUAUCAUGCUGAAUAUCUUAUAUCUCAUCAUGCACAUGAAAUGGGUCUUAAACAACCAAUAAAACGUCUUUAUGCAAUUGGUGAUAAUCCAAAUACAGAUGUCUAUGGUGCUAAUGUAUAUAAUCGUUAUUUACAAAGUCGAUCUUUAUCAAGAUUAAAUCAAGUUGUUUCACACACAGCAACUACUACUUUAUCAAGUGAUUCAAGAAAGAUUAUCGAUAAUGCUCAACAUUAUUAUUCAGCUGAAAGCUUAGAAUCAAUACUUGUUUGUACAGGUGUUUAUAAUCGUGAAACAUAUGAUGAAACAUCAGGAGAAAAUCAUGGACAUCGUGAUAUGAUUCUUGAUUUAAAACUUAGAAAAGCUAAACAUAUAUGUGAACAUGUUUUAGAUGCUAUUCAACUUAUUUUUAAUAUAGAACAAUUCCAUUAG